GAAAAACAAAACUAAAACAACAUCAACAAAAUGGCUCAAAUGGUACAAAUGACCACAGAACAAUUGCAACAACUCAUCGAGGCUGUUCGCGUAUCCGCUGCCAACAGUGCUGCCCAGGCUGCUGAAAAUGUCCAACAAAAAUCCAAGGGCAGUUUCAGUAAUUGUCCCUCUCGUUUCGGUGGCCAACGUGAUCAUGAAGCUGUCGAGGAAUUCAUAACCUCCAUUGUAACGUACAAGGAAAUCGAAUGUAUCAGUGAUGAGGAUGCCUUGAAGGGUAUCUCUUUGCUGUUCUAUGGCUUGGCCUCCACUUGGUGGCAAGGUGUACGCAAAGAAGCUAAAACAUGGGAUGAUGUUUUGGCUCUGAUCCGUGACCAUUUCUCACCCACCAAACCAGCCUAUCAAAUCUAUGUGGACAUCUUUGAGAAGAAACAAGAAGACAAUGUGGCCAUUGAUACAUUCGUGUGCCAAAAGCGGGCCCUCUUGGCUCAAUUGCCUGAAGGUAGACACGACGAGGAGACCGAAAUCGAUUUUGUAUAUGGUCUGCUGAAUAUCAAAUACCGCAAGCAUAUUGCACGCCAAGACAUCAAGACGUUCCGUGAUCUGCUGGAGAAGGGUCGCAUCAUUGAACACAACAUGAUGGAAGAUGAGGCUGAUCAAAAGGGACCAGUGCGUGGUUCCAAGGGCACAAAACGUUGUACGUAUUGCAAUUUCCGUGGUCAUACCACAGAACAGUGCCGCAAACGCAAGUCGGACGAAGAAUAAA
Molecule: messenger RNA, 763 nt
Organism: Musca vetustissima
Lineage: Eukaryota; Metazoa; Arthropoda; Insecta; Diptera; Muscidae
Product: activity-regulated cytoskeleton associated protein 1-like
Exons: 1
Coding region: 31-762 (243 amino acids)
Source: RefSeq, a predicted model, not a curated record